AUGGAACAAAGAAGAUGGGGUGCGAGGCAGCGCCGGCCCUUGCUCAGCGUCUUCUUGGCGUUGUUUUUAUGGGUCUGUGCUGUUUCCGCGCAGCUCAGAUAUUCCAUAUCCGAGGAGCUCAACGAAGGGACGUUUAUUGGGAACCUUGCGAAGGAUUUAGGAACAGACCCUGCUUCAAUUAAGCAGAGGGGAUUCCGCAUUAUGUCGAGCUCGAAUGAACGUCUCUUUAAGGUAAAUGAGAACGACGGGGCCCUUUAUACAAACAGUAAAAUUGACCGCGAAGAAGUUUGUAAGGAGAGCAACGCCUGUUUAAUCAAUAUUAAAACGGUUCUUGACAACCCACUAGAGGUGCAUUAUAUCUCAGUGGAAAUAUUAGAUUUAAACGACCACACCCCCACGUUCCCAGGAAAGACAAAAAGGUUGGAAAUAAGCGAAUCUGCUUUGCCUGGUGCUACAUUUCAGUUGCAAAAUGCAUACGACCCGGAUGGCGGGCUAAACUCAGUGCAACAGUACAAAAUCAGUCAAAACGAUCAUUUCCGCUUGGAGGUAAAGGACAGAGGGAGAGACGGCAAAACGCCAAUUUUGCAGUUGCAGCGGCAGCUAGACAGAGAGAGUAAACGGGUCCACAAACUGGUGCUGACAGCGAUUGACGGGGGUACACCCCCUAAAACAGGUUUGGUUGAAAUCCUCAUCGAGGUUCUGGAUGUGAAUGACAACAUGCCAGUGUUCACUAAAGAUACAUAUUCAGCAACUCUGCAAGAGAACGCGCCUGUAGGCACAACUGUUAUUCAAGUCAACGCAACAGAUUCUGAUUCCGGCGCCAACGGGGAGGUUGUUUAUUCAUUUGGAAGUGAUGUCAAAGAUAAAAUUAGACAAUUAUUUAAAAUGGAUUCUUUCACUGGUGAGAUUAUUGUAACUGGAAAUGUUGAUUUUGAGGAGCAGGACAGUUAUGAUAUCGACAUUCAGGCCUCAGACAAAGGAAAUAUUCCACUUAAAACCGAUAAAAGCGUUAUUAUUAAAAUUAUAGAUAUGAAUGAUAAUAGUCCGGAGAUAGAAGUUACAUCAUUGUCUCGUGCAGUUUCUGAGGACUCCAGACCCGGAACAACAGUAGCUCUCGUCAGUGUCAUAGAUUUAGACUCUGGCCUUAAUGGAAAAAUAAUAAGUCAUGUUUCUGAAGAGUCUCCUUUUGUGUUAACUGCAUCCAUGCAGGAUAACUUGUUUGCUGUAGUUACUAAAGCCCAUCUUGAUAGAGAAAAGAAAUCUGCAUAUGAUAUAACAAUAAUUGCUAAAGACUCGGGUGACCCAGCUCUUACAUCCAAACAGAUUAUCAGUAUUUUUGUCUCUGAUAUAAAUGAUAACAGUCCGGAAUUUCUAUCGAGUCCGUACACAUUCUACAUCAGUGAAAAUAAUAAACCAGGUGAUUCAAUGUUUUCUGUAAAGGCUUCUGAUUGCGAUGAAGGAGAGAACGCAGUAAUAUAUUAUCACAUUUUGAGAAACAACAAGGAAAAUGCGCACACAUCCUUUCUCAAUGUUAAUUCCGAAACAGGAGAAAUUCUGGCUCUGAAAAGUUUUGACUUUGAGACUGUGAAAAGUUUUCAUUUCCAAGUGGCGGCCACUGAUGGUGGAAGUCCUCCACUUAGCAGCAAUGUGACAGUGAACGUGUUCAUUCUGGAUCAAAACGACAACACUCCAGUCAUCCUUUAUCCUGUCAGCUCCAACGGUUCUGCUGAAGGUGUAGAGGAAAUUCCUCGCAAUAUAAAAGCAGGGGACUUGGUGACUAAAGUCAGAGCCUAUGACGCUGAUAUCGGAUAUAACGGCUGGUUACUCUUUUCACUUGGGCAAGUCACUGACCAUAGUAUCUUUUCUUUGGAUCGCUAUACGGGCCAGAUCAGAACACUUCGCUCCUUGACAGAGACGGACGAGGCUGAGCAUAGACUGCUCAUACUGGUCAAAGACAAUGGAAACGUGUCACUCUCAGCAACAGCAACUGUGACUGUCAAACUUGUGGAGCCCAAAGAAGCUUUUGCAGCUUCAGAUGUCAAAAGUGCAGCAAAACUGGACCAGGAGGAGGACAAUGUAACUUUCUAUCUCAUCAUCACUUUGGGCUCUGUCUCACUGCUUUUUGUCAUCAGCAUCAUCGUGCUGAUCGCCAUGCAGUGCUCCAAAUCCACUGAGUACACUUCCAAGUAUCUCCAAGACACUAAUUAUGAUGGAACGCUGUGUCACAGCAUUCAGUAUAGAUCAGGAGACAAACGUUACAUGUUAGUUGGACCCAGGAUGAGUAUUGGCUCUACUAUAGUCCCAGGAAGUCAAGCCAACACUCUGGUGCUCCCUGACAGAAGACACACUUCUGGGGAGGUAAGAAAACUCCUCCCACCUUGUCCAAUGACAUCAGGCACCACAGCAGUGCGAAUGUUUGAUUGA
Molecule: messenger RNA, 2424 nt
Organism: Nerophis lumbriciformis (worm pipefish)
Lineage: Eukaryota; Metazoa; Chordata; Actinopteri; Syngnathiformes; Syngnathidae
Source: RefSeq, a predicted model, not a curated record